Messenger RNA from Perkinsus marinus ATCC 50983, 2798 nucleotides. RefSeq lists its product as hypothetical. Bases 1 to 2709 code for a protein of 902 amino acids. The transcript has 14 exons. NCBI's taxonomy places the organism in Eukaryota, Perkinsozoa, Perkinsida, Perkinsidae. The record is from RefSeq and is a predicted model, not a curated record.
AUGGCUACUACAAUGCCUCUCAUGGGCACGUCUGUGAUGCAGCCGAGUGGCUCGGCAGCUGGGAAGGGAGCAGGGUCACCUCCUCAGCAGUGGCAGCAGCAGGUUCAAGGGCGGCCCCAUCCUCAGAGCCAGCAGUCCUUCAAUGCUCAUACCCCUCGCUACUCGGUUCCUGAUCAGCAGGGGCCCAGUACCCCACAACGUGGGCAGGCUGUAGCACAAGCGGGAAGACCGGAGCCUUUGGUCGUGGCCAGUCCUAGCGGAGCGAUGCCGGGCCCGAAUACGCCAGCAUCUAGACCGGGGAUGACCCACCCUGGCAUGGCUCGGUCGGGGAGUCGAUAUGAUCAACGUCAAAGGAAAGGCAAGGGUGGCAAAGGAGUGGCGAACUCGAACGCUCAAGGUGUCUCGCGUGCCGACCAAGUGGUCCCGCAGCGAAUGCCAGCCCAGGGGGGCGGCCCAAGGGCUACAUCUUCUGACCAGAUCUUGGCACAUCCUCAAACGGCUGUGCUCAAUGCGGCCACGACUGUCGGCGCUCCCACGGCAGCUGCACCGGCGCCGACCGUUCCUGCACGUAUCGCAAUAAGUGACACUCGUAAGCCUGCUAGCAGUACUGGUCCCAAGUACUCGGAGCUCAUGGCUUCUGUAUUGCCACCACUACGACCAGGAGAGGCCGAGUUUGUAUUGGAGUUAUGGACGGACAAACGGGCACGGCUUCCACUGCGGUCCACGGUCUUGUCGAGUCGGUGGCAAUCCUCUCCCGAGCAUACGUGCAGGCAUCAGAUGCAAAUCUUCCCCAGAGGAUAUCAACUGAAGGACCUUCCGGCGGCUCAGAGGAAGCCCACGGAUAGUUGGCUUGCUGUCAAUGUGGUUGUUGAGGAUGGGCAGAAACCUCAAAGUCCCUUUGUUGGCGCUGCUUAUCCCUGGGCCCCUCAACCUCUGAGCAAACAGGUCAUGUUGUGGAUACCAAAUUACAAGUCCCCGAGUACUUCCAUAAUCCGAUACGGUCCCGGAGUGUUCAGCAAAGACCAGCCAACACUGGGCUGGUCGGGCCUCCUCGACCUCCAGUCUGAUCCCAGCAAGCUGAUUGACGCUGGCUGGAUCGACAGCUCUGGGAAGCUGGUCGUGAGGAGUAUGGUGGUGGACACGGAGAAGGAGGUGGUCGUGAAGGUGGCAUUUACAUCGUCGUGGUUGAAGACUAAGCAGGAGGUGGCUGAUGCGCAGGCUAAGCUGAAGCUCCAACAACAGCUGGAACUCGACAGAGAAGCUGAGGCGGCUCGGCGAACAGCAAGGGAAUUGGCGCUAGCAUCAUCUAAGCCCACACCGUCGCCUCGGGGGUCUGCGUCUCCCGGAGUUGCCGCACCAGCGGGGACGGUCCAAGGCCCACAGGAAAGGAAGUGGAUUGCGCCUGCCUUCCCGAAUCAAGAGGUCUUAAAUGAGAGCAGAGAAAAUGGUGGAAACGAUCGGGACGGUCCCCAUGCUUCCGCAGAGGAGCCAUAUCAAAGGCAACAUACAGCUGAUAGGGCUCCGCAAGAGGCGCAUAGGAGCUCUGGAAACCGUGGUCGGCGAGGAGGCAGGAACCGUAACGGUAAGCAGGAGGUCAUUACAGUAGUCACCCACAAGCCUGGACAAGAGAAGGAUAUGAUCGGGAUGACGGCGGGAGCUCAGGAGGGGCAGGGGGUAGCCGAUGCGUCCAUGGGAAGCGGCUGGGCAGCUGUCACGUCGGAAGAAGACAAGAAGAGGAAGUCGUUGGAGGAGGUGGAGGCCCACGAGCGGCGGCUGUAUGACGAGUCGCCGAAGCCUGUCGAACGCUCAAGGGUAUCUACUUACGAUGCUCGACCGGUGAGUAAGAGGCCUCGGAGUAUGGGCGGCCAGUCGUUGGGAACUCCAACGCGGUCCAAUCCUAGUAAAGUGAAGCGAGAGAGUUGGGAGGGUUAUGGUGGAGGGGGAUGGGAUGGGGACAGGUCAAAGCGACGGUCGGAGGGUCAAUGGGAGAAGGCGGAGUGGGAAGAGCCGAGGUCGGGGCCUGGCGACAAAAUGGUUGAUGCGUGGAAGGCUGAGGAAACGCGAGCUGGGGAGGAUUCAUGGCGAUCGACGCCUCGGCAAAGUGCGGCGGCCGAGUGGACCAAAUGUGAAGUUCCUAAGGAAUCUUGGGAGGAGAAGGAAGUAGCGAAUUAUGGUUCUAUCAAGCCAGGCCCACGAGAAAGGGUGUAUGAUAUGCGUAAGCAGUCCACAGCAGUGGAGAAGGAGACGCCUUUGAAUUCUCUGGAGACCACAAACCAACAAGGCUCGCGGUAUAUGAUGAAGGAGGAAGUCGGCACGUUCGCGAUCUACGGGGCAUCAAGCGCUCCGAGUGAUCCCUCUUUCCCACCGGUGAGGGGUUGGCGACGGACCUCUUCCACAAGUCGCAAUGAUUUUUCCCAGGACGACCUCAAACCACUCGUACGAGAUCAGCCGCCUCGGUCUCAGAGCGUCUCGGGGGUAGCAGACAGACCUGCGGUAUCCCUACGACCACGCUCGGCUCAAGAGAUGAGUAUCAAUGAUGAUCGGCCAACUCCAGGGCCAUCGAGAAAGCAGCGGAGACGCAGUGGGGGCACCCCUGCCCGAGCCCGACCAUUACCGUCGAAGCAGCGACCUUCUCAUGGUCACAUGGUAUACGAUCGACCCGCCGGUCAUGACAUGGCGUAUUAUCAAAGGCAGGCGUCUAGACGAUGAUGAUUGGAUACUCUUAUUGGUAGAUUAUAGUGAUGGUGCUGGUUACUGUAGCUAGAUGGUAGCCACAUUAGACAGUAUGAUGUACGCUU